AAUUAAAUUGUUUCUAUUGAAAAAAAGUAUACAAAAAAAUAGUUGUAUAUUAUUUUUUGAUGUUUGUCGAUAUAACUGACGAAUUCUCACCAUAUUAUGUUCAAUUUUAGUAAGUUUUUUAAAACGGUUGAAGAUGGAGUAGAAAGAAAAUUAAAAAUUUCAUGCUUCCGGCAAAUUGAGACAUAUUUAAAUUUUAUGGUAGAAAUAUUUAGAUACAUUUCAUAAUCCGAUCCAAAAUGUCUACUGUUGUUUCUGAGGUGCCAACUUCUCUGAAGAGAUUGGUUCGUUUAGUGAUGAGAGGCUUUUAUAAUGUAGAGCAUGCUAUUUUGAUGGAUAUGUUGAUACGUAAUCCAUGCAUGAAAGAAGAUGACUUAGUUGAAUUGUUAAAGUUUGAAAGAAAACAACUACGUUCUGUCAUUGCUCAGCUAAAGAAUGAUCGUUUUGUUAAAGUCAGGUUGCGAAUGGAAACUGGAUCAGACGGUAAAGCUACUCGACAAAAUUAUUACUACAUUAACUAUAAGAUUUUUGUGAAUGUUGUGAAGUACAAACUUGACCACAUGCGUCGAAAGAUUGAAACCGAAGAGCGAGAUUCUACAAGUAGAGCAUCCUUUAAAUGCACACAUUGUGAAAAAACUUUUACUGAUUUAGAAGCUGAUCAGUUGAUUGAUUUUAUGACUGGUGAAUUCCGUUGUAGCUUUUGUGAACAGCCUAUCAUUGAAGAUGAGAGCGCCCUUCCUAAAACUGAUUCACGAUUAAUGUUGGCAAGAUUUAAUGAGCAAAUUGAGCCUCUAUAUAAUCUCCUGCGAGAUGUUGAUGACAUCAAACUUGCUCCAGAAAUAUUGGAACCGGAACCUACAGAUCUUUCACAGAUUAAGAAAGAUGCUAGUACAAAUAAGGUUACACGACCUAAUGCUAAUAAUGAAAAUAUGAACCAUACUACCUGGAGUGGUGAUGCUACCAGAAACAAGAAUUAUGAUUAUGGUAAUUCUCAGGGUAUCACUGUAAACUUUGGAACAGAUGAUUCAGCAAAUAUGGCAGCACUGCAGGAAAAGAAAGAACAACCAAUUUGGAUGGUUGAAAGUACAGUAAAGAAAGAACCAAAAGAGACAUCUAAUUUUGCAUGGGGUCAAGAAAAAGUACAAAAUACUAUGCCUGAAAUUACUACUACUAUGUCGAAACAAGAUGAUAUUAUGGAAGCUCUUUUGGCCCAUGAAAGGAAAAGUGGUUCAGAGGGCAAGCUGGUUAUUCCUGGACACAAUAGCAAUGAGGAGAGUAGCAGUGAAUCAGAAGAAAAUUCUAGACCUGCACAGCAGUCCUUCAUGGAACCUGAAGUUGCUGAAAUGGAAAGUGAUGAAGAUGAUGCUGUGAUGGUGAAAGUUGGCGAUCGCAAAUAUGCCUUGAAUGAAGUGACAGAACAGUUGGUUUCUAAAAUGACUCCUGAAGAAAAAGAAGCCUAUAUCAGACUUACACAAGAACUAUAUGCCAGGAUAUAUGAAUAGAUGGGAAAAGAAAAAAAUGAAAUUUUGUGUAUGUUACAUAAUGUAAUCUGUCUUGUAUUAUGUGGAUAAAUUUUAUUUUUAUCAUCA
Molecule: messenger RNA, 1586 nt
Organism: Argiope bruennichi
Lineage: Eukaryota; Metazoa; Arthropoda; Arachnida; Araneae; Araneidae
Gene: TfIIEalpha
Product: general transcription factor IIE subunit 1-like
Exons: 6
Coding region: 237-1499 (420 amino acids)
Biological process (GO): transcription initiation at RNA polymerase II promoter; transcription open complex formation at RNA polymerase II promoter
Cellular component (GO): transcription factor TFIIE complex
Source: RefSeq, a predicted model, not a curated record